Molecule: messenger RNA, 1614 nt
Organism: Phragmites australis (common reed)
Lineage: Eukaryota; Viridiplantae; Streptophyta; Magnoliopsida; Poales; Poaceae
Product: E3 ubiquitin-protein ligase RZF1-like
Exons: 2
Coding region: 365-1312 (315 amino acids)
Biological process (GO): protein ubiquitination
Cellular component (GO): cytoplasm
Molecular function (GO): ubiquitin protein ligase activity
Source: RefSeq, a predicted model, not a curated record
GGCAGCUUGUUUUGCCUUCCCUCCCACGCCCAAACCAACCAACCGUCCAGAGUUAACUUCCCCACUCGCGCCAUCUCCAUCUCCAUCUCCGCUCCUCCUGGCCGGCAAGCAACCCGCGCUUUGGCACCACGCUCAAGUCACCCGCACCGAAGCCGAAAACGGCACGCGCCCUACGAGCUCACCUCGCCGCAGAAUCGCUUUCGUCCCCACGCAAAGCCAUCCUUUCCCAUCCAUGCCUCAAUUUCCCCGUCCCAAUCAAUCAACUACAUUGCUUUAAAACCAGCGUUCUUUCAUGCACAACCCCGACGCUACCUUCGCAAGCCUACAGAGCACCCCCAGCUGAUCCGUGAUCCGUCCCACCGCCAUGUCGAUGACGACGCCCGCGCAGUACGGCGGCUCGCGGCGCCGGACGUGCCGCAUGUACUGGUGCUACCAGUGCGGCCGCGCGCUCCGCAUCAUCUCCUACCCGUCCACCGACGUCUUCUGCCCGCGCUGCUUCGGCCGCUUCCUCCACGAGAUGGACCAGCCGCCGCGACCCGCGCUCCCGCCGCCGCACUUCGUGCCGCACCCGUUCCACCCGCAGUACCAGGACGAUGGCCGCCCGCGCCGCUGGGUCAUAUACGGUGGGGACCCCACCGCCGUCCCCGGGCGCGCGUUCCGCCAGCCUGCACUGCCAGCAGCGCCGGCUCCUGCACCGGCGCCGCCUCGUCGACGCGUGCCAUCCCCACCGCCGGCGCCGGUGGCGCGGCGGCCGUCCACGCCCCCUGCCAUCGACCCGGGGAGCUACUUCACGGGGCCCACCAACCUGAACGAACUCAUCGAGGAGCUCACCCAGAACGACCGCCCAGGCCCUGCGCCGGCGCCGUCGUCGGCCAUAGACUCGCUCCCGACAGUGCGGAUCACCGGGGCGCACCUCUCGGACGGCUCGCAGUGCCCCGUGUGCAAGGAGGACUUCGAGCUAGGGGAGGCCGCGCGGCAGCUUCCCUGCAAGCACGUGUACCACUCCGACUGCAUCGUGCCGUGGCUCCGCCUCCACAACUCCUGCCCGGUCUGCCGGUACCAGCUGCCUGGCGCCGGGUCCAACGACAGCAGCCACGCCGCAGCUCGCGCCAGCGGCAACAGCAGGAACAUGGACAGGGACAGGGAGAGAGAGCCCCCGACCAUCGUGAGGUGGGGGCCGUUCUCGUGGCUGUGGCCGCCGCGGGGGCUCGAUGACGCCGACGACACGUGGGAGCACGGGCGGCGCGGGAGGCAGGAGGCGGCCGACGCCGGCGCAUUCUACGCGUGGUGGCGCUCUCUGUUCCUUAUCUAGCUUGUUCCCAUGGAGACGCUAUCGUGCAAAGAGAAGAACGCCUCCCAUACAAUUCACUCAGUUAAGUCACCUCAGAUCUGAUUGCUACAAUUCUUCCUUCCUGCUUCAGAAAAUGCCUCCGUGCUAGCUAUCGAACAGCAAUCGAGGCAAGGAUGUUCGCUAACUGGAGUGUUUUGUUGGCAAAGUCAGGUAACUCAUGGCGCCCUGGAUUCAGCAAGUUCAAUAGGAAUCGUGGAAGUCUGGUGUGAAAAUGUAGAGCUGCAAAAAUAAGAUGGAACCUGCUGUAAAGGGCAUGUAAUAAU